AUGAGCAUCUGGGAGGUGAUCCUGGCUUUUGUGGUGGUGGUGCUGAUGCUCGUGGCCCUGCUGGCCAAUGUGCUGGUGCUGAUGUGCUUCCUGUACAGCGCUGACAUCCGCAAGCAGGUCCCGGGAUUGUUCAUCCUCAACCUCACCUUCUGCAACCUGUUGAUGACUGUUUCGAACAUGCCCCUGACCUUGGCUGGGAUCAUUUACAAGAGUCAACCAGGAGGAGAUCAGAUCUGCCACAUUGUGGGCUUCCUGGAGACUUUUCUCACCACGAACUCCAUGUUGAGCAUGGCAGCUUUGAGCAUUGACAGGUGGAUUGCUGUGGUCUUCCCUCUAAGUUAUCACUCCAAAAUGAGGUACAGAGAUGCUGCUCUCAUACUGAGCUACACGUGGUUACACUCGGUGUCGUUCCCGAUAGUGGCAGCUUCUCUCUCCUGGGUGGGUUUCCAUCACCUCUAUGCCUCCUGCACCCUGUACAACAAGAGACCAGAGGACAGGACACAGUUUGUGAUUUUCACUGGGGUCUUUCACGCCCUCAGCUUCCUCCUUUCCCUUAUAGUCCUGUGUUUCACGUAUCUAAAAGUGCUGAAGGUGGCACGGUUUCACUGUAAGCGGAUUGACGUGAUCACUAUGCAGACCCUGGUACUGCUUGUGGACAUCCAUCCCAGCGUAAGAGAGCGUUGUCUAGAAGAACAAAAGAGACGGAGGCAGCGAGCAACAAAGAAAAUAAGUACCUUUAUUGGUACUUUUAUACUUUGUUUUGCACCUUAUGUAAUUACAAGACUUGUUGAAUUAUCCUCUGUGGUCCACAUCAGUUCCCACUGGGGGAUCAUUUCCAAGUGCUUAGCUUACAGCAAAGUUGUUUCAGACCCUUUUGUGUACUCUUUGCUACGGCAUCAGUACAAGAAGACAUGGAAAGACAUCAUAAACAAGAUCCUCAAAAGAAGCUCCAUCAAUUCCUCUGCCCUCACAAGCGAAUUGCACAAUCAGAAUAUAUUGCAGCUGAACGAAUGA
Molecule: messenger RNA, 1014 nt
Organism: Gymnogyps californianus (California condor)
Lineage: Eukaryota; Metazoa; Chordata; Aves; Accipitriformes; Cathartidae
Gene: GPR26
Product: G protein-coupled receptor 26
Exons: 3
Coding region: 1-1014 (337 amino acids)
Biological process (GO): adenylate cyclase-activating G protein-coupled receptor signaling pathway
Cellular component (GO): membrane
Molecular function (GO): G protein-coupled receptor activity
Source: RefSeq, a predicted model, not a curated record